AUUUUAGUCAUCUCCAUCUACUUGUUAAAUCAACAUCACCACUUUCAUCUCUAUUUUUUCAUCACCCUUCUAUCAACUACCUACCUAAAUCAUUCCCUCUUCGUUGCCGUAUCACAUCAACGUGCCACAUCUACUUAGACUCGGUGAAAGCAUUCGACCUAUUAUAUGAGUCUAUAGACCAGGGGUGAACUUUGACCUCUGGUUCUCGCUUCUAAUUUGGCCGAGAGCAACGAAAUUCAUUAUCAAGAUGUCUUCCACGCGCAAUACCCGGGCGAGAAAUCGCACAAACGGCGUGAAUGGCACUCCUAAUUCCGCACAGCAAGGAUCUCACCAUGAACCACCAUCAGCAGAUCUGCCUAGUCUAUAUCCGGUACAUGACGGAUCAUAUGGCAUGAAUACAUUUAUCAAUGUGGACUCUGCAAAGAGGCGGCGUGGUAAAAAGCCUAAGGCCGGCUUUAUCAAUGAAGAGGAUGAUGACCGGCGUUUUACCAAAACUCUGCGGGGUGGAGAUGGAAAGCGUUUUGGCAUGGGUGAUGACCUGAAGAAGAUUGUUGAGGAAACUGUGGAUGAAUCCGACGAUCAAGGUCACGAGCAGGAGGGAACUGCCAAGAGGGGAGUUCCCAAGACAGCAAAACAGAACCCUAGCCCAGGCGGACCUACGCCAAAGACCGGCCCUGCUGGGAAAUAUCAACCACCUGUCAGCAAUGGUUUUCCACCCCUUGACCCUGAAGCUGUCCAUGAAGACAUCCGGGUAAACAUUAAGGUCCCAACACUGGGGAAACUUUUUUCUGAAGACGACCAUCACAACAACACCGCUAUACCACCAUUAUACAGGACACUGGAUUAUAGACAUGCCAAUCCCUACUCACUGGUUCAUAACCGUUACCCGUCAGCACCACCUUACGCCACCAGUGAGUUCUUUGCCAUCCCUUCAGGGCAAGGCAGGUAUAUUCCGGGACAGUUCCGCCCUAGCUCAUCGAGAAGUUUCACUGUUGAAAAUGGAUUGUUUGAUGAUGCUACAAUCCAGACACCAGCACAGAACAGAGCCACGUCGGAACCUUACUCCAGUCCCCAGCCUGCUGUGAACGCAGCGCAAACGCAGCAAAAGAAUGCAUCCGAGGCAAACGCAGGUAACCAACCAGUGAUGAACCAGCCAGCAGCAAACCAACAGCCAGCGAUAAACCAGCCAGCGAUAAACCAGCCAGCAGCACAUCAGCCAACCGUAAAUCAGCCAGCUGUAAAUCAGCCAGUCGUAAACCAGCCAGCAGCACACCAGCCAGCAGCAAACCAGCAGCCAGCAGCACAUCAACCAGCCGUAAACCAGCAGCCAGCAGCACAUCAACCAGCCGUAAACCAGCAGCCAGCAGCACAUCAACCAGCCGUAAACCAGCCAGUGGAAAAUCAACGGGCGGUAAACCAGCAAGCAGUAAACCCACCGGCGGUAAAUCAUUACGAUUUCGACUCAACCAACCCUCCCAUCGACUUUAACGCUGAUGAUGGCCAUGAAGCUGAUGUAGAAAAUGAAGAAAAUGAAAAUGAGAGAUCUGAGUCUGAAUCUGAUUUCAUUGACCAAACCCCUCCGCGAGUUCCUCCUUCUACAAAGCAACAAAUUGCACCUCAGAUAGUGCCACAGGCGGCGACGUCGGGUCGAAGAAGGCGCCGAGAUUGGACCCUGGGGGCCUUAAAUGGUUGGCAAAGCGCCCUGGUUGUAUUCCUAAUGGUCUUAGGCAUCGUCUGGACCGGGUUAACCAUUCUUAGCCCUGGGUCUUCUUCUUUAAAAAGCGACGCCUUCCCUACUCGAAACCGCUCAUUCUCUUUCUAUGAUAUCAAGGAAAGUGUUUACAGAUUCGUCCCAUCAAUCCCGAAGUCGAUAAAACCGUUGAUAAAACUUCCUAAAGCGAAAUCGACAUACGGGCGACCAUAUGACCCACCGUCAGAUUUUGUUGAAAAUCUCCACGAGAAGAUUCCUGACAAGGUUUAUGCUAAAGUAGGCAAAGAUGGCAAACUUGAAAUAUCGCAAGAUUUCUGGCAUGCAAUUCGGGACAUGAUCAAGGGAGACCCUAUCGCUUUAACGGUGGAAAAGGCGAAGGAUAAAGGUAUACAUCUCUCAGAGGCUGAGUGGCUCGCCAUUAGAUCCCGCUUAGAAGCUGAGGGGCUUAAGUUGCCCGGUGAGCCCUCGGGGAGCGGUGCCGGAUCAAAAGUUGUGCCGAACGUCGAUCCUAAAGAUACGGAUGCUUUACUAAAUAGCAAGGCUAGCCGCUCUUGGUUGAACUGGCUCAACCAGAAUGAGGAAAUGUUGAAGAAGUCGGUUGGGGGAACGAUUCUUAAUAAGGAAGAUUUCGUGAAACUGUUCCGGGAAGAGAUUCGAUCAUAUCAGCUGGACAUCAAGAAAGAAUUCGCGACAUUAGACAGCCGUAUUCAGGAUAUUGGCCGUAGUGUGGCUAAGCUCCGCAGCUCGGCCAAAGGCUCGGGGCUUAGUGAAAACGAAGUCAGGGCUAUUAUAGACGCCAUGGUGAACAAGGCCAUCCACAACGCAAAACUCGACAGCAUAGCUAGUGGUCGUAUACGCGGCCACACAGACUCGUUAGUCAACCAGGUCAACUUCUUUAGUAUUGGCUCGGGAGCUAUUCUUGAUCCGUCGUAUACCUCUCCGGUCUGGCAAGUCCCCAGGGGAUAUUUCAAGUACAAGAGCAAGGCAUGGUAUCUCCGUGACGGCUACAAACCCCAGCCUCGGUUAUCUGCAUUGGUCCCGUGGUCCGAAGAGGGUGAAUGCUUCUGCGCCGGACCGAGCGUCCUGAAACGGGUGGUGAACACGAACACGAUACACGUGGUAACCAGCCGCGUAAUCAUUCCGCAGAAUCUUGUCGUAGAGCAUAUCCUCCCCGGGUCAACCCUGGACCCCGGUGCGAUGCCCAAAGACGUUGAAGUGUGGAUAUAUAUCGAGGAGAUGUCCCUGAGGAAAAAGGUCAAAGCGUUCUCAGACGAGCACUUCCCCGAGACGCCCAAGGAGACAGUACUCAACGAGGGCUUCGUCAAGGUCGGCCACUUCACGUACGAGAACAGGACUUGGGGCGAGCCGUUCCAGGUCUUCAAGCUGAGCGACGAGCUCAUAGGGCUAGGCGCCAGCAGCCAGAACAUCCUCGUACGUGCCAUCAGCAACUACGGCGCAGACCACACCUGCUUCUACCGCCUGCGGAUGUACGGCGAGGUCGUGGACACGAGACCAUGGGAGGCUGACGGUGUUGAGAACUAGUUAGGGUGGACUAUAAUGAUUUUCCUUUUCCUUCUCUCAUACACACAUAUGGCGGAGUGGGUGCAAAUGCAAACUCUUGUUUUUCUGUUUUUAGUUUCCUAUAUUACGUAGGAUAUAUAAUACGCUGAGACAGGAGAAGCAAAGCAAUGGAGUUCUGGCUUCGAUAUGCGUGAAAACUACUAUAGAGAGAAAAGGAAAAGUUUAUACAGAACGAGCAGGCGGG
Hypoxylon fragiforme is the source of this 3476-nucleotide messenger RNA. RefSeq lists its product as uncharacterized. Gene Ontology annotation, molecular function: protein-membrane adaptor activity. Gene Ontology annotation, cellular component: meiotic nuclear membrane microtubule tethering complex; nuclear envelope. The record is from RefSeq and is a predicted model, not a curated record. Gene Ontology annotation, biological process: nuclear envelope organization. The transcript has 3 exons. Bases 248 to 3253 code for a protein of 1001 amino acids. NCBI's taxonomy places the organism in Eukaryota, Fungi, Ascomycota, Sordariomycetes, Xylariales, Hypoxylaceae.